Linum tenue is the source of this 1567-nucleotide messenger RNA. The record is from the annotation of a GenBank genome assembly. NCBI's taxonomy places the organism in Eukaryota, Viridiplantae, Streptophyta, Magnoliopsida, Malpighiales, Linaceae.
GCACCACUGGCUUGCUUUUCCAUGGGGUGAAUCGCACCAGAUCCUGGUCCCUCCACCAAAGAAGAGUUGUUCUUCCCCACUAGGGUUUUUGGAUUCCGAUUACAGAACGAGAAACGGGAAAACCAUUCGAUUCCCUAUCUCAGCUUCUCCCAUCUUUUUUAUUUCUUUCUUUUUCUCUAUAAAUAAAAACGAAUAGAAUCUGAGGAGACGAGCGCGGGCUUCUUCUUCUUCUUCUUCGAGGGACUCAAUCAGAUCGGCUUUUACUCUCGUCGGAAUCGAGCUCCGUCUGAUUGGAAUCGCCGCUCUUAGUACUCAAUAACACCUAUCUGUUGUUUUUUUCCGGCGGUCGGAGCACCAUGGGACGAGGAAAGUUCAAGGGGAAGCCCACCGGGAAACGCCAGUUCUCGACUCCCGAAGAGAUGCUUUCUGGGAGCUCCUCACGCCCGAGAACAUUCAAACGGGAGGAAGCUGCAUAUGAGGAGGAGAAAGCUGAGGAAGAAUCAGGUGAGGAGUCUGGAGAGGAAUCUGGAGAUGAAGAGUCUGAUCAAAGGAGAAAAGGAACUGAAGGUCUCAUCUCAAUUGAGAACCCAAAUCUGGUGAAGCCAAAGAAUUUGAAGGCUAAAGAUCUUGAUAUGGGGAAAACAACUGAGCUUUCUAGGCGUGAAAGGGAGGAGUUGGAGAAGCAGAGGGCACAUGAGCGAUACAUGAGGCUCCAAGAGCAAGGGAAAACUGAACAAGCUAGGAAGGACUUGGGUAAGCUUGAUAAGAUUAUAGGGGAAUAAGAUGGCCACUUUACCAUGAUCUACGCUUUACUAACUCACUCUGGAUUUCGUGUUCAAAUUGCAGAGCGUUUAACUCUCAUUCGCCAGCAGAGGGCCGAAGCUGCCAAGAAACGAGAAGAGGAGAAGGCUGCUAAAGAGCAGAAGAAGGCAGAAGCUAAGAAGUGAUUCUCCCCAGGAUGGAGAAGGGUAGGCAGCCGUAUUAGUACUGAAGAAGAAAGUUGCCCUGCUUAGUUUAUAAUUGUUAUUUCGUUCUGACGCUUAUUGUACCAGCAUCAAAGCGGUAUUUUGGUAUGCAGCACAGUUAAUACACAACAUGGUGUUGAUUUGUUUCGCUUUUUAGUCAGAGGCUCUGGCUUGUGGAUUUUCUAUACUUCAUUUUCUCCUUUCCUUCGACGUUUUUGGUUUUGCACAGUAUUGUUAUUUCAGUUGUCAGGAUUUGAUUUAGUCCCAUAGAUUGUUGUGGCCAAUUUCGCACUAGUUGUCAAAAGGAUUUUUCUUGGAGUCAUCACCAUAGUUUAUAAAAAAAAUAUUUUUCAUAUUGUUUGAUCUGUGAACCCUGGACAAAAUGGUCGACCAACUGUAGUUUUUACUGUUAAUGAUUCUGGUUGUGGAUUGAAUUUGUGAAUUUCUAUGCUAGCUUGUUGUUGUAUGAUAUUCUUGAUUUGAUGUGGUGCAGAAGUGUAUAGAGGUUGAUUGGAAUAGACAGCAACUCCAAAAGUUGUAUUGUUUUUUAGUAAGAAGUCGAUUGUCGACAUGUUCUAGUAUGAUGUUGUCCGUUACAUCCA